Messenger RNA from Phalaenopsis equestris, 1123 nucleotides. RefSeq names its product nuclear pore complex protein NUP205-like. The transcript has 9 exons. The coding region runs from base 1 to 1122 and encodes 373 amino acids. Lineage: Eukaryota; Viridiplantae; Streptophyta; Magnoliopsida; Asparagales; Orchidaceae. Gene Ontology annotation, cellular component: nuclear pore. The record is from RefSeq and is a predicted model, not a curated record.
AUGUGGGACGUCCUGAAUACUUUUGUGCCUGUUGGUGGUUUUUUGGUCUCAAAGGAUGCCAUUGAAGGCAGUGAAGCAAGCAAAGCUAUAUCAUUUUUUGUACUGGACAUAUUUAUCUGUAUUGAUCAAGAGAAGUUUUUCCUUAACCUACUUCAGAGCAAAGCAAUUCCAAGGUCGUCUCUACUAAACGUUAGCAACUUCUUUUGUAAGGAUGGUCAAUAUUCCUUGGAAGCUUUGCAGCAUUUUUGCACCCUUGAAGCACAACUAGCUUUUCUGUUGAGGAUCAGCCACAAGUACGACAGGCAUGGUGCUAAAUUUCUGUUAUCUACUGAUGCUUUGGAGCAUCUUGGGUCAUGCAGGGUCAUGAACUUGCAAACCAAGGGACUUGCAAGGCAUACUGGUAUCAGUUUGGGAAGAAAUCUCUCUGGUGAGGGUGAUAAAUAUCUGCUUGUGACGCCAAUACUGAGACUGGUUUCUAGUUUGACAUCGCUUGUGGAUUCAUCAGAAUUUCUUGAGGUUAAGAAUAAAGUUGUACGGGAAGUCAUAGAUUUUGUCAAAUCUCAACGGUCAGUUUUUGAUCAGAUUCUAAGAGAAGACAUCUCCUCAGCUGAAGAGGGUACCUUGGAACGGAUUAAUCUUGUUGUCUCAAUACUUAGCAGGAUUUGGCCUUAUGAAGAGAAUGAUGAGUAUGGUUUUCUCCAAGGGCUUUUUAGCAUGAUGAUUUUUGUUUUUAACCUUGAUAUUGGCUCUGCUAGUUUUGGUCGAGUAUCAGAUUCGGUUGAGUACAAAAGGAACUCAGAGCUGAUUGUGUUCAGGCUAUGCUUUAGCCUUAUCUCUUAUCUUUAUCUUCUGAUAACUAAGAAGCUCAUCAGGUUGCAGGUCUCAGAUAGCCAUGAUGGUCUUGUUGAAUCAGUUGGCCAGCAGCUACCUACUCUACUCACCUUAGCGCAUCUUCUUGAUUCUCUCACGAUAGCUUUGGUGAGGGCUGGGGAAGAAAAAAAUUUACUGAUUAAUAAGAUUCAGAAUAUCAAUGAAUUGUCGAGGCAGGAGGUUGAUGAGAUUAUUGAUGUUUGCAUGAGACAAGAUUGUGUCUCCCCUAAUGAUAAUAUUCGGAAGAGGUAAG